AUGGUGAAAGGGCGCAACGGGAAGGACCUGUUAAUGCUUAACGGAUACACUUACUACCAACACAAGAAUCUGCGCGACGGCCACCGCUGGAGCUGCACCCAGAUGGCCUCGAGGUCCUGCAGGGGCUUUCUCCACGUGACGAAGGACAUGCUUGUGGUCAGGGCCCAGACGGAGCACACGCACCCACCCUCCACUUACCACUUGGAGAACAUCAAGGGCAAGGAUGGCGACGUAAAGAAAAACUACACAAGAGAUGAUCUAAAUAUGUUAUCAAAGAAUGAAAAAGUUCAUGGGCGCUCUGGGUUU
Messenger RNA from Iphiclides podalirius (scarce swallowtail), 306 nucleotides. NCBI's taxonomy places the organism in Eukaryota, Metazoa, Arthropoda, Insecta, Lepidoptera, Papilionidae. The record is from the annotation of a GenBank genome assembly.